GUGGGAGAUCAAAUGAAGCUGCUCCAUAACUGCUGGUCUGAACUUCUGGUCCUCGAUCACAUUUUCAGACAAGUGCAACAUGGACAGGAAGACAGCAUCCUGCUGGUGACCGGCCAGGAGGUGGAGCUGUCGUUCGUCCUGUCCCAGGCGGAGGCCACGCUGUCGGGGCUGGUGCAGCGGGGGCAGGAGCUGGUGGCCCGGCUGAGGGCCCUGCAGUUGGACCGCAGAGAGACCGCCUGCAUGAAGUUCCUGCUCCUCUUCAACCCCAAUGUCAAGCUGCUGGAGGACCAGGCCUUCGUGGAGGGGGUGCAGGAGCAGGUGAACGGGGCUCUGCUGGAGUACGCCCUGUCCACCUACCCUCAGUUCCAGGAGAAGUUCAGCCAGCUGGUGGUGCGUCUGCCGGAGCUGCGUGGCCUCAGCACGCAGGCUGAGGACUACCUGUGCUACAUGCACCUGAGCGGAGAGGUGCCCUGCAACAACCUGCUAAUCGAGAUGCUGCACGCCAAGAGAGCCUGUGUGUGAGGGACACACACGUUCCUCCGUCAUGUGUUGUUUGUAUAGGUGAGAGUGUGUGUGUGGCAGGGAAAGUGUGUGUGAGAGGAAACAAUCAGAUGAAGAUAGACAGGCUAUGUUGGGCCAUCUUUGUGAGGCCUUUUGUUUGAGCUGGAGAGGAGAACAUGUUCUUUGGUGUUUGGAAUUAUAAAGCUCCAUCCAUACUCAAGGUCGUUUGCAUAUUUUGAAUGUUAACGUUUCAUAUCCUGCAGAGCUACAUUCCUUUAUAAACUGGAUUUUCUACCCUGUUUUCAAAAAUCUAAAAUUAGAACUGCCUUUAAAGUUAUAUUCAAUGACAAAAUAUCACAUCCAGCAUCAGAACACAGAUUUUCUACGUUCCGCAGAGCUGCCCAGCAAAUAUUCAGACUCAAUCAAAUAAUGCUAAACACUCAUGAAGACAUAGUGUCCAGAUAUCUGUCUAUCAUUCUAAAACAUCCACAUCGUC
Messenger RNA from Notothenia coriiceps (black rockcod), 997 nucleotides. Its product is annotated as nuclear receptor subfamily 5 group A member 2-like. Gene Ontology annotation, biological process: tissue development; regulation of transcription by RNA polymerase II; hormone-mediated signaling pathway. The transcript has 3 exons. The record is from RefSeq and is a predicted model, not a curated record. Gene Ontology annotation, molecular function: nuclear receptor activity; RNA polymerase II cis-regulatory region sequence-specific DNA binding. Gene Ontology annotation, cellular component: RNA polymerase II transcription regulator complex. NCBI's taxonomy places the organism in Eukaryota, Metazoa, Chordata, Actinopteri, Perciformes, Nototheniidae. The annotation marks the transcript as partial.